CACGCGAACCGCGAGCGCGACGCCGGCCACGAGGGCCGACGCCGCCGCGGAACCCUACCCAAAGCGGACCCGCCGACGAGCCGUCGGAGAUGCUGCUGGAGGAGCUGCUCCGCUGCCAGAUCCAGCAGUGGUACCCGUUGUUCCGGCGCCACACGGUCCCCACCGCCAUCAUCCCGCUCCCGCCCGCCUUCCUCCGCUACCUCGCCGGCCGGCCCGCCUACCCCGACGGCGCGGACGAGGGCGAGCAGGGGCCGCCGCUCCCCUUCGUCCUCCCGACGCUCACCUCCGGCCGCGCCCCCUUCCCGCCGCUCCAGGGCCACUUCCCGGACCCCGUCUCCCUCCUCGACCGCGACAACACCGACCCACUCUUCGACUCCGACUCCGACGACGAGGGCCCGCCCCCGCCCGCGUUCCCGGAGCUCGAGGCCGCGGUGGACUCCGCCAUCGCCGACCUCGGCGGCGCCGCGCUCCCCAAGCUCAACUGGAGCGCGCCCAAAGACGCCGUCUUCAUGGCCGCCGACGGCACCGUCCGCUGCACCUGCUUCGCCGAGGUCGCCAUGCUGCUCCGCGCCUCCGACUGCGUCGCCCACGACCUCGUCUCCGCGCGCCCCUCCUGCCAGGACUUCGUGCGCGCCAAGCCUGUUCGACGGAAUGCCACACAAGGCAGUCGUGAGACCAUCAAUGGUGCAGGUGUUCUGAGUGAUCACAGUGAUGUGAUUGAUGGGCAGGAAGAGGAUGAUGGACAAGUAUGCAGUGAUGAUGAGACUUGGGUGGACGACGGGUUCCAGUACUACCUCGCCCUCCGCAAGUGGUACUCAGGCCUCCGCCCCGAGUCAGAGUUCCGUUGCUUUGUGCGGGGGCGGAAGCUGGUCGGCGUGUCGCAGAGGGACCCGUCUGCCUACUACCCUUCGCUGCCUGGGUGGAGUGCUGAGGUGCAGCCCAAGAUCGAGGACUUCUUCGAAGAUGUCGUGGAGCCACAAUUUGCUUCAGAGAAUUAUACGUUUGAUGUGUACGUGAGAGCCGAUGGUCGGGUGAAGCUGAUUGACUUCAAUCCAUGGGGUGGCUAUACCUUGCCGCUGCUGUUCACAUGGGAGGAGCUUGAGGAGGAGCAGAGAGGAGAGGAAGAGCUGGAGUUUCGAGUGGUGAUGCAGCAGGGUGCAGUGAGGCCAGGGUUAAUGACAGCAAUACCGUAUGAUAUGCUGGAUUGGGGGGAAGGUAGUGGCUGGGAUGUUUUUCUUAAGAAGGCUGGCAAUGAACUCGACAGACAGAUGGCAUCAUUAGGUGUCGAUUCGUAGUCAUGCCCUGCCCUACAACAAGGUGCUUGAGGACUCCGCUCCAGUAGGUGAACAACUGAAGUGAUGGCUCUUGGUAAUGUUCCAUCUGUCAAACACUAGAAGUAACAGCUUUCUUCAGAUUCUGAUGCAACUUCACGAUACCAGGCUGUUCUCUUUUCUCUUGACUUUUGUAAUGCUAGGUUGCUAGUGUUGAAUUACCUCAUGUUGCUUUAUGUCAGUUACUUAUAUCUUAAGAUAUUUACAGAAACAUGUCUGCAGUGCAAGUUUGUGGGUCAUGGCUUAAUUUCAAUGGUUCUCUUAUCUCUUGAACAUGAAUACACCCCCUAUAUUUCUUUGUUGUUUCA
This is a messenger RNA of Hordeum vulgare subsp. vulgare (domesticated barley), 1639 nucleotides long. Its product is annotated as cell division cycle protein 123 homolog. The transcript has a single exon. The record is from RefSeq and is a predicted model, not a curated record. Gene Ontology annotation, cellular component: cytoplasm. NCBI's taxonomy places the organism in Eukaryota, Viridiplantae, Streptophyta, Magnoliopsida, Poales, Poaceae. Bases 90 to 1295 code for a protein of 401 amino acids.